Rodentolepis nana is the source of this 1212-nucleotide messenger RNA. NCBI's taxonomy places the organism in Eukaryota, Metazoa, Platyhelminthes, Cestoda, Cyclophyllidea, Hymenolepididae. The record is from the annotation of a GenBank genome assembly.
AUGCACACAUAUACCAAGCCAAACCUCUCAAAUGUACUCGUUUUGCAAGAAACAACCCAGCGAAAAUUAAUUAACGUUAAUUUGGCAUCACAAGCCCCACUCACUGAACGCACAGCUGACUUUAUUCUGAGAGCUGAUCAAAAUCUCGAUAAAAUCUUGCCAAGGGAGGCGUUUCGAUAUUACACAACGGCGUUGACUUGGAUGCGAAUCAUCGAGACUAAGCGCAAUUCUUAUCAGUUUUUAACUGAGGAGGAGCAUCAAUUUCGGCGAGUCUACACCCAAAGGAAAUACCAAGUCCCGCAGCCUAUCCUCUUGUUCCUGUGUAGCUUUGGAACGGUGAUAGCAUUGAAUGGGGAGAAAUACGACCCAUACUUCCCUUCCUUGCCCCAUUCCCAAGUAGGAAACUUUGGUGGUUACUACGACCACAACGUUUAUGACGUUGAUAACCACAAUCUGUAUGAGGAGGUUCCAGCGCUGGGUGUGGUAGCAGAAGCUUGCCGUCAAUCGGCUAGCAAUGCGCCGGCUGGUGACUAUCAACCAGCAAUAUCACCUGACUCUUCUCUUCGAGCAAACCUGAAUCUGUUAGGUUACGCUCCUCUUGUCUACAGGAGGCAGGAAGCUAAGAAUAUCUUCUUGGCAAAUGGAAUCGGCGGUGAUGUCUUUCCUGAAGACAUACCAAACACAGCAAUCAACUUCGCAUUGAUUGAUUCAGUUUCCAAUGUCCUUUCCAUGUCCUCUGCAUUUAGAAUGACAGAGGUUGACUUCCCAAGCAUGCCUCCCGAAGGCAAUCGUUGCAUGCUUCUCCCGUCCACUCCUUCCGACUUAUGGAACCCAGUGGGUGUAGCAUACACCAAUGCAAAUUUCAUUACCUAUUCCCUAUUUCGAGACACUCCGACGACUUUUGGAGUAGCAUCUGUUAUGUUGCUUCAGUUAUUCAAGGAACCUCGCCCACAAGGGAAUAACCCUAAUAACGCUUGGCUAGGCUUCGACUACACAGACGAUAAGCCUGCUCCCCAAGCCAUGAUUGACAAUCGGAACCACCGUCGUCGUCAACAAAACGAUCCCCACGGCCUCCCUCAACGGUUCAACGAACGCGUGUUCUCGUGCAAUUCGGUUAACGCGAGAUCACAGAGAACCUUAUUUCUUGAAUCCCUCGAGUUGAGACAACAGUCCCAAAGGUGUCGGGCUCCCUUCUAUAAUAAGCCGCGCUGA